Messenger RNA from Durio zibethinus, 3083 nucleotides. RefSeq names its product ACT domain-containing protein ACR10-like. NCBI's taxonomy places the organism in Eukaryota, Viridiplantae, Streptophyta, Magnoliopsida, Malvales, Malvaceae. The record is from RefSeq and is a predicted model, not a curated record.
GUAAUGAUGAUAAUCAUGAGAAUUAAUUAAUUCAUCUCCUAAGACUUAACAUCCAAGAUCUUGUCCUUGAAUCUUAUGUCAACGACAGAUUCUUUAAUAAUUCUUCCAAGCUCGCCUCCAUCAACGAAGAUUCAAGGAAACUACCCAAGUCCAUAUAAAGGAAAUUAAAAAAGUGAAACAGGGAGAUAGAGGAAUUCAGGACAAACCCUAUGAUUAGUGAUGAUGAUAAGAGAAAUAAACCAAAGAAAAAAUGAAAUCAACGGGAAAAAAUACAGUAUAAUUUUGAAAAUGAGGGGCAAAAGAAAGGGAGAAUAGAAGAGAGAGAAGGAAUAGACUAGUAAACAAGAUCUAUAAGUGCCGCAAAAGACCGACUUUCUCGGUCUCCCUCUCUGCUUGGCUUUUCUUUUAUGUUUCGCUCCACCUUUUUAGCUGUCUCCACGACGCUACUGCUCUUCUUUACUCCUCACGACAGCAGAACAACAACAACCCAUUAAAGCAAAGAACAGACCGAACCAACCCAAAAACUUAAAGCAGAAGUCUUUCGCCGUUUUUUCAAGCUUUGAAGAAGAAGAAGAAGAAAGAUAUGGGUAUUCUACAUGACGACGUUGUGAUCAUAAAGCAAUCAGAGAAAGAAGGAGAGCCAAGUGUUAUCACUAUUAACUGCCCCGAUAAAACUGGUUUAGGCUGUGAUUUAUGCCGCAUCUUGCUCUAUUUUGGUCUUAGCAUUGUUAGAGGAGAUUUAUCUACAGAUGGGAAAUGGUGUUACAUAGUGUUUUGGGUUGUUUGUAAGCCAACAACAAGAUGGUAUUCUUCGAGAUGGGAAUUGUUGAAGAAAAGACUAAUUGGGGCUUGCCCUUCAUGCUCUUCAGCUUCUGGGAUUUCUUAUUACCGUUCUGAAUUGCAGCCUUCAAAGCCCCCUGAUGUGUUUCUCCUCAAGCUUUCUUGUUAUGAUAGAAAAGGCCUUUUACAUGAUGUGACAGAAGUUUUGUGUAGUCUGGAACUAAAUAUAAAGAAAGUGAAGGUAUCGACAACUCCGGAUGGAACAGUGAUGGACCUAUUCUUUGUUACAGAUACCAGGGAACUAUUACAUACAACAAAGAGGCAGGAGGAGACUUAUAAAGCGUUGGAAGAUGUUAUGCAGGAUGCUAUGAUUAGCUGUAAUAUUGAAAAGGUUGGACCUGAAAUUACUGCAUGUUCUCAGGCAUCUCCAUUUCUCCCAUCUGCAAUAACAGAAGAUAUUUUCCACUUAGAGAUGUCCAAUGAACUCCCAAGUGUAUCACUCACUUCCAACAAUGUUUCUGUCAUAAUGGACAACUCACUCAGUCCUGCUCACACGCUUGUUCAGAUCGUUUGCCAAGAUCAUAAAGGUCUUCUGUAUGACAUAAUGAGAACUCUGAAGGAUUACAACAUUCAGAUUUCAUAUGGACGCAUCUAUAUAAAACAAGGAAGAAAGUGUGAGAUUGACUUGUUUAUAAUGCAAGCUGAUGGGAAGAAGAUAGUUGAUCCUAGCAAGCAAAGUGCAUUGUCCUCGCGUCUGCAGAUGGAACUGCUCCAACCACUCAGAGUCACUGUAGUGAGCCGGGGUCCUGAUACGGAGCUUCUGGUUGCAAAUCCUGUAGAGUUAUCAAGCAAGGGCCGGCCUCUUGUUUUUUUUGACAUUACCCUCGCUCUAAAGAUGCUUAACAUUUGCAUCUUCUCGGCCGAGAUUGCGAGACACAUGAUUGGAGAUCGAGAGUGGGAAGUUUACAGAGUUCUACUAGAUGAAGGGGCUAGCUUAUCUCUUCCAAGAAGACAGGUUGAGGAAGGAGUAUGGAAGCUGUUGAUGGGUUGGGAAUAACUAUGAUCACAACAUUGUUCCUCCCGGAUGGCCAUGGCCCCUGUACAGUAUACUUUGCCCUGCCACACUGUGCAGUUGAUGUAAAUUAUAGAUCAUAUGUCACUAAAAUUGCAUAUCUGACAUUUCCAGCUUCUUAGGCUAACCUUGUGAUCUAGGGACCCGUUGGUAGCAAGGAGACAAAGGAAUGCUAGAGCUCAUAUGGCAAUGUAUACUUGAAAGUUGUAUCAAUGAGGUGGAUAUCAUGCAUAACUCGUCAUGUAAGUAUCUUUGAUGGUGGACCCUUUGGUGGGUCGGUUGGGUUAUAUGGAAUCAAUCCGACCAAAAUUUCUAAAUCAAUUUUAUUCCCCUGUACAUAGAAAUGCAGAACAUAUUGAAAAGAACAGCAGUUCCUAGUUUUUGCAUAAGAUUGUGUCAAAAAUAGUAUUCUUGCCAAUCUUUUGUCCACAAAAUUGAUUAGCUUCCCCUGCAUAUUAAUGGUCAAAACUCUGUGUCAUAUGAUUGCUACUUUGCUUGAAUGUGUGAACAUGUUUUUUCGCAUUGAGAAAUCUCACCAUCAACAAUUAUCUAAUGUACAAGACUACUAGCAACUGAGCCUGGAAUUUGCUUCACAGCCGAAGGGUCUUCUUCUUGUGAUUGACAGAGGAUCCAAUUUGCAGGGGAGCUUCCACAUUCUUCCAAGCAAGGUAGGGGAAAAUUUGUCCUGGAAUUGGCUUGUUGAAGUUGUCUAUGCUAAAUAAAAGUAUGAUCUAAUGGUAACUUUAUAUAGUCCAAUUGAAUUGGUUCCAUCAGUUUUGUCCACUUUCUCUUAAUGCUGAGAACUGAGAUGCCAAAAACCCAAGUUAUAAUCAAAGGAUAUUUCAUACAAAAACAUGUUUCUCGGGGACUUCUUUUCACUUGCCUUGCAACUUAUCAACAAAUCAUGGAUGUCUCUUUAAGAGCCACAGAAAUAUAAUGUCACAUCGGAAACAGCUAUGGUUUGAUCUUCAACAUGUCUAUGUCGAUGACUUUCAUAUCGUGAAGAUUGUCAUACUGCAUCUGAAGAUAUUUGCACCAAUGGUGCCCCAGAUUCCAACUUUAAAAUUUUCAGCAAAUAUUAACCAACUAAGAAGCCUUUAUUAGCAGGUUGAAUCAUUUGUCAUUGAUUUUCUGCAUCAAGCCCAACCCAAUAUUAGAAUAUGGAGUUGUUCAAUCUAAGAAACCUUUAUAACUUUUCAGUGACCUAAGUGUUAUUGGCGAUCAAAUGAAU